AUGGUUAGCCGUGGCUUACAGAGGAUUGUUAUGAGGGUUGAUUGGCAUUGGAGCUCUCACUUGAGCGAGAAAUCUUUCUGGUCUAUUAAACCCCCAGUGACUGACUCGUGGGCUUGGAGGAAGUUGCUUGACCUUAGUCUUCUUGCGCUUCUGUUUUGUAAAACCAGACUGGGAAAUGGCAGGACGGCUAGUUUCUGGUUCGACGUCUGGACACCGCUGGGACAGUUGAUUGACUAUAUUGGCCUUUCGGGACCAAGAUCUUUGCGGAUUAGAACUGAGGCUGUGGUGGCAGAUGCAAUUAGAGGUAAUGUUUGGACAUUUUCUCACCCAAAAUCCCAAAAGGAAGUUGAUCUCCAUGCUUUUCUUACAACUAUUUCCUUACCUUUGUCAAAUGUUGUUGUUGAUGACUAUGAGUGGGUGGCUGGUUAUUUCCCUUUGCGUAGUUUCAGGUCUUAUACAACGUGGGAAAUUCUGCGACCGAGGGAGGAGGUCAAAGAUUGGGUGGACAUCGUCUGGUUCAAAGGAGGUAUUCCGAAACACGUAUUCACAAUGUGGGUUUCCAAUUAA
Raphanus sativus (radish) is the source of this 567-nucleotide messenger RNA. RefSeq lists its product as uncharacterized. NCBI's taxonomy places the organism in Eukaryota, Viridiplantae, Streptophyta, Magnoliopsida, Brassicales, Brassicaceae. The transcript is spliced from 2 exons. Bases 1 to 567 code for a protein of 188 amino acids. The record is from RefSeq and is a predicted model, not a curated record.